AUGAUCAGACGUGAAGGGAAUGUGAUUAUUCUGUAAGGGUUUAUUUGAGUCUAUUGCAUAAUAACCCAAGUGUAACCUUCCCUUUCUCCUGCAUGAACACACCGCCAUCAUGGCAGCAACAUAAACAGUAGCAUCACUAGCUGUGUCGUGACCAGCGUUCUCCGCCCCUCUGUUAUUACACAUGGAGCCUGGCUAACAAACACUGGAGUCUUUUCGCUUAGAGAAUGCCUCGUUUUCAAAGAUACCGACUGAAAUAUUUGAAAAUAGAGACACCAUCUUCAUCCAAAUCUUCGACGGAACCUUUCAGAAUGGGCACCUCAGAUUACAGGGGAUGAUCCACUUCGAGAGCACUAUGCCUGCUGUUGCCUUUCAAGACCUAGUAUUGAAUAUUUACAUAGUCAUCUUUGGCACUGGGAUAUUCGUCUUCAUCUUGAGCCUGAUAUUUUGCUGCUGCUUUAUAAGUAAAUUGCGACAUCAAGCCCAGUCUGAGAGAUUGGCUUACAAGCUGGUUGUACUGAGAGAUGAAACAAAGCACUUGAAUAUUCACGGGCAAACGUGCGCUGUGUGCUUAGAGGACUUCAGAGUAAAAGACGAACUUGCGAUGUUGCCAUGCCAACACGGCUUUCACAAAAGGUGUCUGUUAAAGUGGCUGGAGGUGCGCUGUGUGUGUCCCAUGUGUAACAAACCUAUCGGUGCUCCUAACAAGCACAUCAGCAGCAGCAUACUGGAUGAACUGGUGUAAAUAACUGGCACAAGCAAGUGCUCCCACACAAACACUCCAGAACCCAUUCUACAACAGAACGUCUAGAUUUGUACACAACCAGAAAGUAAAAAAAAAUGCAAGUAUGAGCCUGGCAAUGGUAGUAUUAAAACAUUUCCCAGUUGAGACAAGUGUUAAUUUUUAUUCUAGUUAAGCAAAGAAAGAAAGAAAACCUCAUUACUUUCAGUUA
This is a messenger RNA of Ictalurus furcatus (blue catfish), 950 nucleotides long. RefSeq names its product RING finger protein 122-like. The transcript has 6 exons. Lineage: Eukaryota; Metazoa; Chordata; Actinopteri; Siluriformes; Ictaluridae. The record is from RefSeq and is a predicted model, not a curated record. Bases 332 to 742 code for a protein of 136 amino acids.